Molecule: messenger RNA, 10838 nt
Organism: Cydia pomonella (codling moth)
Lineage: Eukaryota; Metazoa; Arthropoda; Insecta; Lepidoptera; Tortricidae
Exons: 23
Coding region: 13-6006 (1997 amino acids)
Biological process (GO): actin cytoskeleton organization
Cellular component (GO): microtubule organizing center; filamentous actin
Molecular function (GO): protein binding
Source: RefSeq, a predicted model, not a curated record
AUCGAGGAGGUUAUGCAGAAGAAGGCGCCAGGGGUGCCUAGCAGUUCCACAAACCAACAUCCUCAACCAACUGCGAACUCCCAAGUGACGAGGAAGGGGUUUUCGGCGAAUUUCUUCAGGACUACAUUCAGCUCUCGUGUGAAGGCGGUACCGACCGCCGCUUCCUCAACCACUGUCUCAGAUACCACCAAAAUAGGCAGCGCGGAGACCAAACCUAUAACUAGAAAUAGGCCUAGGACAGUACCCCCGCCGGAACAAUCAACACUAAAAAGGAGUACAUUACGUACUAAGACAGCUUCGAAGCGACUUGAAAAGCCUGGUGAUCCGGAGCGGUCAUUGGCCCGAGCUCAGCUAACUCCUGAUCCUGGAGGAUCUGAUAAACAGGACUUGAAAAGUCCCAAUGUAGUCCUCCAAAUAGUCAGACAGUCGUCCAAACCGCUAGCGGCAAAUCCACCUCAAAAAUUAGAAAAAAGUGACAGCAUUUUACCGCCAUCUUUAAAACCACGGGCUCCAGAAAAACCUAAAUCAAAAAUCAAAACUAUCAACAACAAUAAUGUCUGGACUAAUGCAAACGAUACUAAAAUUGUUGGGAAGAAACUGCCGGUGCAGCCCUUAAGAGGACCAAGCCAAGGGAAGCAAGAGCCGGCACUAAAAGGCGCUCCAUCUGUAUCAAGUCUUGAUUCGAAGCAUCAUAAGGUCGCUCCUACGCGUGAUAAGACUUUAAAGAUCUUCGGAUCUAAAGAGAAGCUGCAUAAGGCGCAUAAGAAGAAUUUAGGGAAUAAUAAUGCGGUAGUAGAAGAGGGGGAGGGAGAGUUUGAAGAUGCGCGGGGACCGUAUGAUAGCGCCGAGGAGCUGUUGCGGGGCUCGCAGGAGUGCGUGAGCUUGCCGGUGAUGCUGAAUGCGGAAAUGCCGGGCUUCCAGGAGGUGGAGCUGCGACCAAGAAUACCGUCUGAGGCAUCGCUAGCAUCAGGCGCUCGAGAACUGGAAACUCUUCGCCGCGAACUAGAAGCGAGCGUCAUGGAACGGGCUCAACUACAAUCGAGGAUCGACGAGCUGGUCGAAAGAUGCAGCGAGACAGAACGGCUACGCUGCCAGCUGGAAAGGCUCAAGAUGGCAGAAGCGGAGCGGGAAGCGGCGCUGGAGCGUUUAGCGGACGAGAACGGUGCGUUGCGCGCGCGACUGCGUGGCGUGGCACACUCUCCGCUGUCCGACAGCGAGAAGAGGCAACUUCUGUUAGCGCCGGCGCCGAGGAGGAUGCACUCUUCGGCGCCUGCGUCUAUCGCUCUCGCACACAACGGUGAGGGCGAUAGCGGGGAUGCGAGCACACCCGAAUGGGACAAACAUUCGUCUUCCUCGCUCAGUGAGGUGUCGGUCGCCUGCCUUCAAGAUCGCAUUCUGCAGAUGGAAGAGCACCACUAUAGUACAAGCGAAGAGCUCCAAGCGACACUAGCCGAGCUAGCCGAUCUACAGACUCAGUUGGCUGACGCACACGCUGACAACGAGCGGCUGGCCGACGAGAAGCAAGUGCUGCUCGAGUCGCUGUGUCGGCAGACUGAGAAGUUAGAGGACAGUCGCACUAAGGUGGACACUCUUCAGGAAAUGCUGCUUCGCGAAGGCGUGGAACCAGAGGCACUGGUUUCUGGAGACACCGACCAACAGCUGCUGGCAGUUCUCAAGGUGUCCCAGGAAGAGCGUAGGCUGCUAAUCACCAAGCAAGAGCAGCUAGAAGCAGAACUAGCAGAGACCAAGACGUCUUUGGACGAGAAAACCAAAGAGAACGAAUCGCUCGCUGAAAGAGUCAGAACAUUAGAAAGCACAGUAGAACGGUGCGAGGCAGAGCGACUACAAUGGGAGCACGAGGCGGGCGCGGCGCGAGAAUUAGCGGGAGCGAGGCAGAUACAGCUCACGUCGCUCGGGGAACUACUGGAGCAGGCUAAAGCUAAGCUGGCGGAGCGCGCGGGCGCGGCGGAGGGCUGCGCGGAGGCGGAGGCGGCGGCGGCGGCGGCGCGGCGCGAGGCGGACGCGGCGGCGGCGCGCGCGCACGCGCUGCACGAGCGCCUCGCGCACGCGCAGCGCCAGCUCGACCGCGCGCACAGCGACGCCCGGAAGCUGCACGACGACGCGCUGGUAUCCCGCAACAACGCCAAGUCCACGAUCUCAGAGCUGGAGUUCCAGCUAGAACAGCUUCGGCAGGAAAAAGCUGCGCUUCAAGCCGAACUCCAGACUGCUCAGGACGCCACCGCCGAGCUGCAGAUACAGGUCCAAGUGGCGAGCGACGAGAAACUAGCGUUAAUGAGCAGAGCAGGAGAAGCGCUGGCACAUGCCGCUGAAGUGGAGAGGCAGCUCUCCGACGCGCGGGCGCGGAACGCGCAGCUCGCGAGAGAAAGGGAGAGGGACGAAGCCGAAUGGAAGCAAUUCCAAUCCGACCUGCUGAUGACGGUUCGCGUGGCCAACGACUUCAAGACGGAGGCCCAGCGCGAGCUGGAGCGCCUCGUGUCCGACAACAAGGCUGCCCGGGAUCGGAUCCGCGCGCUCGAGGACCAGAUACAUUCGCUCAAAGGUGUUGACAGAUCAGUAUCGAUGGAUAGCGUCAUCUACUCAGAUGACGACAAAUCUAGCGAGUUCAGAGACUCCCAAAGCGAUAUAUCUAACAAAGACAUAUUCAGUAAUAUCAGAACGAGGUAUCUAUCGAGGGUCCAUAGCGUGUCUGACCCGAGUUUGAAAGAUACGAGUAUAGUCAAUCAGGCGUUCUAUAAAUCCAGUGUUCCCGAGGCAAAGAUUGAAGGAAUCAAAAUUGAAAUAGAUAAUGUUACGACAGAUGAAACAAAUGAUGAUGAUAAAGUAUUCUUAAGUGCAGUCGAGACAUUUAAAGAUGGCGAAGAUAUCAAAGUUAGUACGCUUAAGAGGCAAGAUGCUGUUGAUGCAGCUGUAGAUAAAAUUAAAAGGCAAGACGCUAUUGCUGCUGAAAAGGUAAAAAGGCAAGGCGCGUUUGAUAAUGCAGAUGAGCCAGAAAUAUUUCAAGAAUUUAUUGUUCCUAUUGUUACUAAUGAUAAACCCAAAGAUAAGACCAAAUCUGAAUCCUAUAAAGUUAAACCUAGAGAUGGUACUAUUUUUAGUACAAACCUAAGAGGUAUUUAUAAUGGUAAACCAAAAGCUUAUAGUCUAGAUAAUCUACAUAAUCAUGGUGAAUUUAGAACAUCAUUAAAAGAGGCUACUAGUAUAGAGUUUUUAGGUGCUAAUUAUAGUGAUACAUCAUUAUUUACUGAAGGGUCAGAUAGUGUGUUUCUUUCACCUCUUGAGAAAAACAAUACAUUUGUAAGUGAUCUCGUAGACCUAACACCGGAGCCUAAAACAUGUAAUGUUUUAGAUAAAACAGUAGACACGAAAAGUAUCAAUGAUAUACCAGUUGUCAAAGCAGCGUCUAUUCUUCCUUUCCCUUAUCCUAAUGACAUAAAAACAUCUCUAACUAACCCGUUUGUACCAUUCAUUCAAGAUGUUAUCCCUAAAGUUACUGAAGUUAAAGAAAAGAGUGCCGCCAACAAACCAGAUUCCAUUUCAGACCCAAAAAAAGUUCCUGAAGACCCGGUUGAAAAAGAGUUUAAGAAAGCUAAUGAAGAUCUUAAAUUGACAUUUCGUUCGGCGAUUGAACGAAUUAUUAAAAAUGGUAGAACAGCGAAAAGGCCUUCAAAGGAUACAUAUACAGAUAAACACGUACAAAUUAUUGCCGCCGUUAGUAAGAGUUUAAAAAAAGUAGAUAAUCAGAGAUGUGAUUCUCCUGAAAUAGUAAAAAUGGAGUUAAACAACAAUACGCAAGAAAGGGAAAGGGAUGUUGAUAUGAUAGAUUCAAAUGUACCAAAAACAUCUCAGCUUGUAGAAACGAAAAUUUCUGAAAAUAACCCGUUUAUAGAAGUUGUAAACGAGCCAGCCCCAAAUUAUUCUGAUGUCGGAGCAACAGUUGAUGAUAAUAUUAGUUACCAUUUAAAAAUAAACACUCUUAAUGAUACUUCUUAUGAAAAAACUCCAGAGGCUACUGUCGUUCGUAAAAUUACUCCUACUUCUACUGAAAAUAAGCAUGAGAGAAUAAAAGGCUUCUUAACUCCUAUCAAAAUCGUCGAUGGUAAUAUUAGUUUACAAAGCAGUAAUGCGUCAUCCCCGAUCGUAAUAAGUCCAGUCUUAAUUCAGCCAAUCUUCUUUCGACCAAAUGUCAGUUCUGUUGAAGUUAAACAGGAGAGCAAAAAAGCAACCAUCUACUUUGACGAUACAGACCAAGUUCGGGCUAAUGAGGAAAAGGCUCCUAGAAGUCCAUUAAAGGGUGAUGACAGUCAAAAGAAAAAGGGACUAUAUCAAAAGAAUUCAAAGUCGAAAUUGCCUUUUCUGUCUUGGAAAACCUUUGGAUCAAAUGAAAGCAUAUCAGAAUCUAAAUCAUCCCCAACCAAAAUUAAACCUUCUGAAGUUAGAAGCGUUGCUAAGUUGCCAAUAAAGCCAGAUUUUCUUAUUGACAAUAAAUAUUAUCAGCCAGUACAAAAUGUUCCUUUUAUCAUCAAUACUUCUCAGUCUCUUGCUUCAACUUUUACUAGAACAGAACCUAAAAGAACAGAGAAUACCAAUCCAUUCUUACCACUGUUACAUCGAAGACAAUCAUCCGAACAAUCAACGGAAAAUUAUUACGAAGAAAUAGGAGAACCUACCAUACCAUUCAUCGUCGAAAAGAACGUUGCUGAUGAUGAUAAAAUUAACAAAAACCUUGCCAAAACCGAGCUCGCUGACAUCCCAAGAGAAGACAUAUUAGUUGUACCAAGGAGACCUAAAAGACCUAAGAAAGAAAAACGUGUCAAUCCAAAAAUAAUACUUACACAAGACAACGAAGAACCUACUGAUAUUCGUAAGGAGAUGGCUCAAAUUACCAAAUCCGUAAUAUCAUUAUCCAGAUCACCAAGUGCAAAAGAAUUGACUAAAAAACCUAUCAGUCCUAUAAGUGAAAUUGUUCAUAACCUAGAAAAGCUUCCAGUUUCUGACGUUCCCAGAAAAUUGUCAUUACAAGGUCAGAAAGCGCCCACAAUUGAGUCUAAUUUCGGUUCUUUGCCUCGUGAAAAAAAGACGUACCACUGGAAGACCCUGGAACACAAAAGACUGUCGCACCCGAUCAGGUCUCUGAAUGACCCGCUGCCGGCGCGGCCGCUACCGAUGCCACCCAGAACAGAGGAGCCUCCGCCUCCCCCGCCGCUCCUGACCAGCGCUUCGCUGCAAGACAUCAUGGCGACCGCCGCUUCACAUCGACGGACAAAAGGCGUGUCUCGCCAAGAUUCCCGGUUAUCGGUGAAGUCGCUCAUCGAGAGUAUAGAGAACGCGGCCAAAGCCGCCAAGCAGUCGCCAGCCACCACUCCUGUCACCGAGUGGCCCACGGUCCCGGGGCCGCCGGCGGCCGCGCCCGCCCCGGCCGCCCACGGGCUGGCGGAGGCGCCGCCUCCCAACGGCGUCGGCUACGCCAAGCCCCCCGCGCCCCGCGCCGCGCGCCCGGCGCCCGUCCCCGCCGAGGGCGCGGCGAGCGCCAACAUCCCGGACGAGCAGCGCGCGCUGUCGCUGCAGCAGAAGGCCAUCGAGAGCUUCGUGCGCCGCAACAGCUACGGGGACAUAUGUGAACGCAAGGACCCGCUGAACGCUCUGCAGGUGAAGAACGGCGGCUCGAAGAGGAACGCGCUCCUCAAGUGGUGCCAGCAGAAGACCGCUGGAUACAGUAACAUCGACAUUACUAAUUUCAGUUCGUCGUGGAACGACGGCAUGGCGCUGUGCGCGCUGCUGCACUCGUACCUGGGCGAGGCGCGCGUGCCGUACGCGGCGCUGAGCCCGCACGACCAGCGCACCAACUUCAGCGUGGCCUGCGCGGCCGCUGAAGCCGUCGGCAUUCCCACCACCCUGAACAUACAAGACAUGAUCCAGCAGGAGCGACCCGACUGGCAACAGGUCAUGGCCUACGUUACUAGCAUCUACAAACACUUCGAAACGUAACUUAACACCUUAUUCCUUACACUAUACAGUUCAUAAUCGUUCAACACACUACCCGGAGUUGUGACUUUUAUACAUGUACAUAGCUAUCUUACAUGUACAGAAACUUCGAAAUGUAACUGUAUACCUUAAAACUAUUGAUUUAGAACUUAUAUCCGGUUGUUUUAUCACCAAUUUAUCAUGAAAUUCACGAGGUCUUGUUAGAGGUAAACCAGUCCUACAAUGGACAACUUUAGAUGUGAGCGUUUAUCCUCCAGACGACUGGGUGACAAAAUUUGCCAGCGUAAAUUUAACUCUGUCACAUUGACAAAGAGUCAAAACUUAAUUGGGGCCAAUGUACAGUCGCUAUCAGAUAUAUCGGAGCGGCCAAGGUGCAAAAUCUGAACAAGUCUCUAUUGUCAAGGCGUUAGCUAUCGUAUUAACAAUAGACACGCACUAGCGUGUUUAGAUAUUUUUGAGCACCUCGGCCGCUCCAAUAUAUCUGAUGGUGACUGUACUGGGAGUAGAACGUCGGUCGUCAGGCGGUGAGUAUAUACGCAUGUCAGAGCCGCGUUAAUUUUAAGAUUGGUUGCAAUUUAAACAUUACAUUAUUAAAACAUGUGUUACAAUGUAAUUGAAGUCGGUUUUUAAAUGGUAUGUAAAGUUACAUGAUUUUUACAUAUAAGUAUUGAAUUAUAAUUGUUGUUUUUGCAAUGAAAUCUCAGUAACGCAGUCGUUUUGAAAAAUUCACGCGCUCACAGAAAUUCUACGAUUGUAUAAUGUAUAUGAAUUUAUUAAUUUAAAUAUUUGGAUGUUGAAUCAUUUUAUUGAAUUAGGUAUGAAUUCCGCGAUUAUAUCAAUACUUUCACUGAAACUUUCACAUGCCAUUUUUAAAACGAACGUUUGUGAAAUAAUAAGUGCCGUUAAAAGGUUGUAUUGACACUCCUAGACUACGAACUUGGUGUGAUGUGCAGCGAUUGCCGAGUGACUUCAAAUUGCCUUACUUAUAAUGAAAUUGGAAACAGUAAUUGUUGAUGUCACCUUUCUAUGCCCACCUCUCUAAUUCGAAUAAAUAGACGUAUUCCAAAAGCACCUCUAUAUCCCGAAAUGAUUUAUCAACUUCUGUACCUCAAAUAAAAUAAUAAGCCGUACUUAAUAAUAUAAUUACCUCUCUGAUACGGAAUUUCAUUCAUUUUACCUCUUUAAGACGAAUAAAAACCUAUAAGAACCUCUCUAAGUCCAUACCCUCUAUAAGACGAAAACUCGUCACCAAGAACUUGAAAUAGAGGUGGAUUGUCAAAGAAAACUUCGUAGCUACAGUGCCAUCUUUCGACACAUGAUUAAAACUUUUAGAACGCCUUUUGACUUUGAUCCUUAUUCUUUCACUGAUAUGUGUUCAAUUUGUUAAAGAUCAAAAAGUGAUAUAGAUAAAAAAGCCAAAGGUAUGGCGGCAUCGUAUCGGGCGAUGGCGCCACAACCUUUAAGCCCAUGCUUGGUAAGAUGGCGCCACUUUUUUAUAUUCAACAAAUUUAACACAUAUCAGUGAAAGAAUAAAGACCAAAGUCAAAUGGCGUUCUAAAACUUUUAAUCAUGUGUCGAAAGAUAGCAGUAAAUUUACUGUGGCUACAAAAUGUUCUUUGACAAUCCACUUCUAUUUCAAAUUCUCUUUGACAGUAGCGACACUGAACAGGUGACAGAGAUGACAUCAACAAUUGUACAUACCCUAAAUGGCCUUGAAUGCGUGAUAUUGAGAAGUGAGGAAUUAUUGUGACGUCCGUCUUUCCAUGCUAGAAGACUGAUUGGUUAGCUAAGAUUAGAACGUUAGAACAGCUAUAUAGGAGUAUGGGUUUUGUGUAUAGAUUAUUAGCAAAAAUCGGAAAGAUUUCGCUGUGGAAUUGUCUUUGACAUGUAAGAGCGUUUUCACAUUGUCCAAUCCGAUAUCGGAUGUCGGAUACGACCAUAAAGAAGUUAAAUGUAAAACAAGUGCCUCUCGCAUCGGACAGUGUCAAAACGCUCUUAUGUAUAGGUAAGUUUUUUUAAUAAAUAACGGAUUGUAGGCUUUGAAACACAUUUUUGCUCGUAACCUAUUCUACAAAACCAUUAGCUGGACUUCAAUUAGAAUUGAUAUUGGAUUGAUGGCCUUAAGUUUGCAUUUAGUAUAUUUUCCACUAUUCUAGUAAUGUAUCUUAGUAGGUAUAUACUUAUUCCAAUUUAUAUAUUUAGCAAUAAUGCGGCUAACUCGUGUAUUAUCUUUAUAACAAAGAGUUAUUGAUUGUAGAAGAAAAUCCGAUAAAUAAAAAAAUUGCUUCGAGCUUGAUCGUUGAAUUAGAUGGCGCUGUCAAAGAUAAUUAAUUGUAAUAGAGAGAUAGUCUAACUAAAAAACGUGCCUCUUAGUUUGACAUGGAGCUGUACAGCGCCAUCUUGUUUACCUGUCAAAUUCGAAGCAAGAAAUUGUCUUAGAUUAUACACAUCUCACUCAAUCAUUGUUUCUUUCAUGGAGGGUAGAGGCUAGUUCAGCUGUCAAAAUCGGCUCCCAUUUUUUUCUUACACUUUACGUCUCUUCUACAACCAAUAACGAAUUGCUUACUAUGUUCGUAUAUUAUAUAAUCAUCAAUUUUAUCAAUGCUAUCAUUUAGUUUUUUCACCAUUCAAAAAUCUAAUAAAAUACCAGGGGGCCUACCGCGAACACCGGAGUUCGCUAAUUGCGGGCAUCUUUCUCUAUCACUCUAAUUACUCCUUAAUUGGAGUAAACAACAAAGAUGCCCGCAAUUUGCGAACUUCGGUGUUUGCGUUAGGACCUCAGAAAUCAACCUGGGCAAUGGGCAUACCUAAUCUGUAAUAUUUUUUUAGUCUACUAAAUCCUACUUAUUUCUUUUUUGACUAAACAAAAUGAUAGCUUUGUGACAUAUUCCUUAAUAUUUCUAAGAUAUUGGUAAUAAAUAUAAAGUCAUAUAUUUUGCCUAUGCUAUACGCCAUUAUAUAUGUAGAUAUUUUUAUAACAGCUUGUCCACCAUUGUACAUGUAUUUUUCUAUUACUCUUAGAUACACGUAAGUUUAUCCUUCAUUAUUAUGUGUAUUCGUGUUUUGUAUCUCUUAUGAAAUAUCUAAUCUUUAAAUUAUACCUUAUGUCGCUGAAUUACGGUUGAAUUUCUUCUAUUUCGUGAGUACAUAAGUUAAUAACACAGCUAAAACCUAAUAAUAGACCUUAAAUAUAUCUUCCAUAGAGUUCAUAACUCUAAAUCUUUAAAAUGGUAUUACAGUACUUUAUACGGUUCAUUCAUAAAAUUGGACUUAGCCAAUCACAGAUGAGUUGUUCUCGAACAUGAAAUGCUGUGAUUUGAUUGGUUGAAAUGGAUUAUGUUAGAUUUAUAAAUUAGAAAUUACUUUAGCACGUAUGAGUGAAUGUUUUUAUUAUUAUAAAGUUUUAUUGGAUGUGCAUGACUCGAUUGAUUUUGCCGAUUGUAUUUUAUUGAGAACGUGAUAUUUUUAUGAAUUGAAAGUCUACGGACGCUUUUUACAAGUUUGAACCUUAAUUCAAUGUUAUAACGUCUAUAAUGCAAAUAUGUAAAUUAUGACGAUACCUAUACGAGGAAUAUCACGAGGAACCCAAACGUAAAACUCCAAAAGAAGGAAAAAGUUUAGGUCAAUGUCGCCAAAAAUAAUAGGUUUUUUUAAAUGUAUUUGUACACAAAAUGAAAUGUUUUAUUAGUAAACUUGUCACUUAAAAUAUUUUUUUACUUUUUUUCGUAAAACCUAGUUUUAUCAAAGUGUUAUUUGUCACGUUUUUACACCUAUCGAUGAGGAUAUUUAGACUGUAGACGCCAUAGUAACAACAUCACCAUCAAAUAUGUGUUUAGCGCUAAGUAUGUUUUUUUUUCAAUUGGCAUUAACUCCAUUGACAUAUACCUAAGGACAGGCUUCACCGGCACUAAAAACGGUGCUAGUUCAGCGGUGUCACUCACGAAUUCGAACCAAUCAUGCAGUCUAACGCAACUAGUUGCGACCAAUCGCGCGCGUGAUGCGAACUCAUCAACCAAUCGCGUUGCCAUUCUUAUUGCCCGGUAAGACCCGUCCUUAGAUAUAUGUCAAUGAUUAACUCUGAAACUAGGCAAAUUCCAGAAAAGUAUAUAGGAUACUUUAGUCCUUUAAUAUGAUCAGGAAUACACUAUUAAAAUAUUUCGGGUGCCUCGUGAAACUCCGUGUAUUUGUGAAAUAAGUGUAUGUUUUCUUCCUUAUUAACGAAAUAUUUCUUAAAAUUGUGUUUUGUUUUACCUAAACCGCCUCACGGCGAAAAUACUAAGCAGAGUCAAACCAUGAUAAGUUGGCAGCGAUUUUGACAGCCCAGACAGUGCAAGUGUUAUUUUAAACGUCAAACUUCUAUGAAAUUAUGACGUUUACUUAACACUUGCACACGCCGGACUAUCAAAAUCGCUGCCAACUUAUCUUGGUCUGACUCUAUGUAUUUUUGUCAUCAACACGGUGCAAAAUAGCUCGAGUAAAUAUAGAUACGGAAAGUACCAAAUAUACACCUUAAUAUAUGGGCAAUAAGGUCGUAUAUACAUAUUUUUGGCACUUUGUCCGUAUGGAUAUUUUCAGACGUCAGAAUGUACCUAUCAUAUAAUUUUAGGAACAUAUUUUUAUGAAGUUUUUCGUUAGUUGGGAAAACUUGAGAUUAGAUUCGAUCUCUAUUGUAUUGAAUAUUAACAAUGCUUCCUGUAGGAGGAUGUUUAACUAUUAUGAGGGUGAGUUAAACUUGGUUACCUUUGUUUGUUGAAUGUAUUCAGAACUAUUAAUUGUCUAUUUUGAUAUGACUGUACCUGUGUAAAUAGAGCCUAAUUAAAGUUCCUUAUUUAUAA